Macrosteles quadrilineatus (aster leafhopper) is the source of this 6254-nucleotide messenger RNA. RefSeq names its product ribonuclease Oy-like. Gene Ontology annotation, cellular component: extracellular region. The coding region runs from base 211 to 1119 and encodes 302 amino acids. Gene Ontology annotation, molecular function: ribonuclease T2 activity; RNA binding. Gene Ontology annotation, biological process: RNA catabolic process. The record is from RefSeq and is a predicted model, not a curated record. NCBI's taxonomy places the organism in Eukaryota, Metazoa, Arthropoda, Insecta, Hemiptera, Cicadellidae. The transcript is spliced from 6 exons.
GUGGUCUGUGAUUGUGUUUGUCGUCGUCAGUUAAGUUACUCAGUUUCAAUUUUGUUUUCUUUUAGAUGUGUCAAAGAAGUUAUUGUUGACAUUUUUUGUAAUGUGCUAUUUACCAAUAAAAAAUUAAAACGUAGUAGCUUAUGUAAUUUAUAUUUGCUGGCAUUAUUCUACACAGGUAUUCCCCACAUUCGUGUUAAACAGACUAUAAAAAUGAUUACUUCAAACCACCAGAGAGUUGAAUCACCUUGGUUGCUACCUGGUUUCAAGACAAGAAUAUUCAUUUAUUUGUUUGUCUUCACAGUGGUAUCAAGCUUGGUUCUCUUAAGGGGCUCCAGAAUCAACCAUGUGUACAACAGCAAUGAAUGGGAUCUGCUGAUCUUCACUCAGCGAUGGCCCAACACAGUAUGUAUGGAGUGGGAAGAGACCAGUCCUACCAACCACACUUGUGCAUUGCCCAAGCAGAAGGACAUCUGGACCAUACAUGGCAUCUGGCCGACAAAACUUGGCACGAUUGGUCCAUCGUUCUGCAAUUCUUCGUUGCAUUUUAACGCCUCACAGCUUGCUCCAAUCAUGAACAACCUAACAGAGUACUGGAUAGAUGUGGAGAUCCCAGAACCAGCCAACUCUUUCUGGAGACACGAGUGGCGAAAGCAUGGGACCUGUUCAGCCUCAGUUCCUCAAUUGAGUACAGAAAUCGGUUACUUCCAGACAGGAUUGGACUUGCUUCAAAAGUUUAACAUGAAGGGAGUUCUAGGCAAAGCCAGUGUUUACCCUGACUCAGACUCGCCUACUGACCUAACCUCAAUCUGGUUGGCUAUUAAGACAACUCUCGGGGUUAACCCUUCCAUACACUGUGUCCAUGAUAAGAAAACCAAACAGUACUACCUCCAAGAAAUCAGGAUAUGCUUUGACAAGUCAAUCAACCUUGUGGACUGUGACGGUAUCAAACUUCACCACUCAUUCCACUGGCAACCCAAUGGCAACUGUCCUCUAGAUAAACCCAUCUUCUACCCUGCUACUGUACCACCUCCAUCUCGUAAACCACUGCCACCACCUCCGGCUACACCAAUGGCCAACCUCUUGAAUGUCAUCCAGUUUGUCAUGUGGUUAACAUCGUAGAUGAGUGAUGAAGCUAUACAACGUGCCUUAGUAGACAUUUAACCCCUUACAUUGUCUGUUAUCUUGCGUUUUGACAGUUUCCUGUGAAACUAUUUUAGUUGAGUAAAGUUUAAAGUUUUGUCUUUUAGAACAUUGUUGGCAUUUUCAUAUGUCUGGUUGGAUUUAAAUUCUCCGUAGAGAAGUUAGGUAUAGAGGAAACACACUUAUGUACAGGGUCUUCCUCCACCAUGAGCGUUGUGGUUAGGGGUCUCAAUUCGGGAUCCCGGGAUCUCGGCCGAUUUUUGAUACCUAGAAAUCCCGGGACUGGUGUCUUUUAAUCCCGGGAUUAACGGGAUUGCAAAACCUAUGUUUAUAUUGAUUUUUUUUGUGAAUUUUAGGACUUUUACUUACGGAAAAUUAAUAAAAAUAGUCCAGUAACACUUGAAACACAUAUACUCUUUAUUUUUAGGACGAUUAUAUGAAAUGGUAUAAGUAGCCUAAUGAUAUUUUUUGAUUGGAAAAUUUAAUUAUCAUUAAACUCAAAUAGGCCUACAUUCAGGCCUAAAUAUAUGUUUCAGUUUUUAGACGAUUUGGAUUUACUUUCUGUAAUUGUUAUUACAUUAUUUAGAACCUAAUUACAGUAGGCCUACAUGUUAUUUUGAGUUUUACUUUUGACAUUAGUAAACAAUGCAAUUCGUGUAGCAAACAUAACAUUGCAAUCGGAAAUUUAAGUAUUAUUUUCAUGGAAGCCAUAAAAUAUAACUAUAAACACACGAUUAUAAUCUCAUUAUUAAGAUCGCUUAUAUUUAGGGUGUAUAACUUUUAUCUUCGUAUUUGGUUAUUAGUGUGGUGAUUAAAUUUCUUACAAUCUAAAAUUACGUUUUUCAUACACACGCUACUACAUAAGCAUAUGGUUUAUUGUUUUACAGUAUCUUAUAUUGUUUUAUUGCUGUAAGUAAAAAAAAAAAUUUUUACGCUGCUACUCGUGAUUCUUCCCAUUUUAUUUUUUUUCUCUUAGCUAUCUUUAAUCUAUCUAUUAGCGUGAGCGUGACUUAUAGGCUACGUACGAGUGCGGUUGCUCGUGAUUUUUUUAAAUGUAUUUAUUAUACUCUAGAGUGACAUAUCAACAUUUAUACACUGUAAAUAAGAAAUACGGGCAAUGAAAGUUCCGCGUGGUAAUAUUUAUUUACUUAGAAAAUGGAAACAUUGCGCAGUGUUACACUUGUAACACUGGCCAAAGUUUGAAACAUUAAAGUACUCAACAAGGGGACUUCUCGCUCAUUUAAAAUGGCUAAAAAGUAAAAAAUCAUAAUAUUAUAUAAUCCCAGGAUUGAUCCUGGGAUCGGCUGAGACGAAUCCCGAAAUCCCGGGAUUGGAUUGAAGGCCCGGGAUUGAGACCCCUAGUUGUGGUACGAAUGUUUCCUCUGUACCUUACUUCUCUGUGAAUUCUCUUAAAAGUUCUUAAAAACACGUUCACCAUGUAUUCAUUAAAUAUUAAUAAAAUUUUUAUUUGGUAAAAUAACAAAUAUAGUAGAGUCUCAGUUAUCUGACCUAAAUUGGCCGUGUCGAGAUCGGAUAAGCAAAAAGGUCGGAUAACACAGAAAACCUAGAAAACCUGUAGUGAAGCAGGUUGAUGAACCAUGGGGUGUUUUUAGGUUAUGGUGUUAUGCAGCAUGUAAAAAUAGGAAAUUACAGUCAAGUGCAUGCACCUAAGGCCUGGUGCAUAUCUCCCGAGUACAGUCAAAGACGGCAAAGGAGCAUUACAAUCAGUGGCGUUGCUUGGUUAAAUUCUAGGGGGGGGGAGAAGCCUCAAAUUUCCCAACUGCUUAACAUAGAUUUCCCAACUAUUUUUUAUAAAAAAAAAUCAAUUUCUGUACUAUUUUUAAAAAUCUACAAAUUAUUAUACUACACUGCAGUCACACUCAAUUCAGUAUUUAUUAACUUGCAUUAACAAAACAUAGCUAGUUUUACAUGUAUACAAAAUUACUCAAUUCAAAAAAACGUCUAAAACUUCUACCAAUUCAUAAUGAAGUUUUAUGACUCCAAAAACUUGAAUAAGUAUUGUUUCAAAUCCAAAAAACUUUACAAACCAUUGUGGUAGCAGUGUAAAAUUUUAGGGAUAUAAAAUAAGCCUAGUACAAAUUAGUAUAGAAAAACAAUAUUUUAUUACAAAAUAAUGAAAUUACAAUACUUUUAGAAGUUGAUAUUAAGAUCAACACUUUAACUUUCAUAAAACUUACAACUAGGCCUAAACAAGUUUGUAAUGAUGAAAUAUUAUUAUCAGUGUUGUGAAUAAUAUUAUUCUAGUCUAGAAAAGAAUAAACCUAAAAUAAGACUUGUAUAAAAUAAAAACGUUCAACUUGGUUGAUAAUAAACUUAUACAUACAAUAAAAAUGUUAACCUUCACCUUCAUCAAACUAGAACUUGGACAAAAAUCAAACUCAAACGUGAAAGUCAAACAUCAAAUUUUAGGUUAUGUUUUGUCUAUUGUCUAUGUAGAUCUGUUUCAGAGUGAUUAGUUGAUUCAUUUUUGUAAAUUCUUAAUUAGGAAUGAUAAAUCACUUUUGUAGAUUUUUUAGAUAAUAUUCAGAGAAUAAAUAUUUCAUUUAGGUUAUUAAAAAUUAGAGUUUUAAAGGCAAUACCGAUAUACAAAACCUAUCUUUAAUGUUAUUUUAAUCUACCUAUUAGCAAGUACUCCUGUCAGUAAGCCUGCUCCAAAUACUACAAAAAAAGGUAUAAAAUAUAGUUUAUUUGACUGACAUGAAAAAUAUUUUUGAACUUCUUGUAAACACUAACAAACAACAUAAUUGAACUGAAGAGCUACGCCGCUUGCACUUUCAAAAUUCAAAUUUGCAGUCUCGCAGACGAACCAUUCAGAAAAUCAUCAACACAGGACAGGAUCAAGGUAGCCAACAUACGUCCAAUAAGGAACAAAAUUUCUCGUAAACGAAAUUCCAACAAACUAUACCGCUAAUUGGUUAACGAUUUCUUAAAAUAAGGCGUGUUUAGCCAUGGUUUAGCCUAGUUUAAUCAAAGUUAAAUUAAAUCAAAGAAACAUCAAGUUUAUUCGUCCAAGUCAAAGAAAUUUUGAUCUUUGAUGGAUUUUCGCAAAUAUUUUUAAAUUUUAUUUAGUUUAAAAAUAUAUUUUUCUUGUAUCUGAUUUCCCAACUGUCCCAACUCAUGGCAAGGAAAUUCCCAACUUUUCUCUUUCCAGGAUUCUAGGGGGGGGAGGCUCCCCCCCCUACCCCCCCCAAGACGACGCCCCUGAUUACAAUAUACAUCCUCAAUAUAAAUAUACAGUCAUUCCACUUGGAAAUUACCACAAUCUUACAAUACUUAAUCUUAUACAUAGAGGAUAUGGCAUAAGAGGUUAGAUAACCAAAAAUUGGAGUCUCGACUGUUGUUAAGACUUUUCCUUGACUAUUUUAUUGUUUACUACAAUUUCUACUCUUGUUCUUUAUGUAUAUUUCUCACACAAAAUCCUUAAAAUAAAAAAUAAUUAAAAUAUUUGUUAUAAGCAUGUUACUUGUACUAAUAGUCUAUCUUUGUGCACGUUGAUGCUUUCGGGUGGACCGAUGCUUCUAUUUUUCUCUCGGAGAAACAAAUCAUGUUUUGAGAUCAUCUCUUUUGCUAGUGAUUGUUUCUCCUUGAAAUAGUAUGUUGUAAAUAAGAUUACCAUUAUUUUAAGUUUAAUUUUAUAAUUAUUGGUUUUAUAUUUUUGCCUAUAUUUCAUAUUGGGUUUUGUUAAAGCUUUAAUUUUAAAAAAAUAUUUUUUUAUGUAUUUACACUAUUUGCUGACAUUCAACAAAACAAGUAUUUUUAAUAUGUGUGGUUGAAAAGGGCAACUAUUAUCAACAUUAUUUAAAGUAGCUCAAUAGAGAUGGAGUUCAUACAAUAUCAAAAAUCAAAAUGUGGUAGAUUUACUGUUAACAUUGGGAGUUUUCUUAUCAUUAGUAUUCUAGGAUGUAUUAUUUUGGUUAACAUUCUUAGUGCAAAACAAAACAGCAUUUGGUCAGUUACAGCAUGACAGUUACAGCAUUGUUCUGAAAUAAUAAGUAGAAGUAUAAGCUAUAAUAUCUGAUAGUAACUAAAUUUUCCUUUAAUUUACUUUCCAGGGUUUUAAGGAUGGAAACUUAAUUUAAUUUAGUUUUACCAAAGCAUGAUAUUUUACUUUAUAAUAGAGUUUAUUUUUUUAUUUUUAUUUCGUUAUUGAUGAUCACGUUUGUGUUGUGUAAAUAAUAUUUUGUGGCUGUGUUGUAAGAUGACUAACGUAUGUCAGUAAUAUAGUUUUCAUGAUAUAAUUGAAAGUUUUUACUUUAUAUUCACUGUUCCCUAUUAAUUUACUUAUUUGUUCCACUAUGUACAGUAUUGCACUAUUUAUUAUACAUGCCCUACUACAAAGCAGGUAUCACAUUGGUGUUAUUUUGUAGGUAGCUUUAUAGUUUUGAAAACCUUGUCAAAUAAAACACAUUGCCAGAGCGAAUUGCUUGACAUUUCUGCCAACAUUAUAGUAUACAGUGACUCCCUCUUAACCGAACACUUAUAUAAUACAGUUUAUCAGGCACUCAGCAGGAGUGAAAUCUCUCAAACAAAACCAUUUUUAUCAGCAAAUCGGUUUAACCGUACUAGAUUGGCAGUAAUUGGGCGGAUCUAAAAAGAAUUUUCGGAAAUAAUUGGGACCAAUGAUUUUUCGUCUAAAUUGCUCUCCCAAAUUUAAGUAAAACUUUUUUGUUAGUUUUCGAGUGGCCGAGUUGACGUCAGUUUAACCACAAAAACCAUUAUCCGGACUGGCCUUGGUCCCGAGGAGCCCGGUAAGAGGAAGUCUACUGUAACCAUGUCUAAGUUAAACCACAACUAUUUAUAGUAAUUAAAUAAUGCUUUCAUUUUUGUAGUGGCCUGUUAAAAAAAAAACUUAUCCAACUUUAUAAACACUUUUAUAAACACUAUUACCAUCUUAAUAGGUUGUGAUAAAAAUAACCUCAUGGGUUUAAUGUAAUCUAUUAGGUUGUAGGAUAUACAGUGGUAUUAGGCUUAGGCAUGUAUUAUUUAAACAUUCAAAAACAUUAUUAUUUACGGUAGUGACAUGUUUAAAAUGGAGAAACUCCUUUACACUGUGUUAUUUUUGGGUUGUAAAUAUAGAGUAUAGCAACUCUAAA